Molecule: messenger RNA, 1059 nt
Organism: Cetraspora pellucida
Lineage: Eukaryota; Fungi; Glomeromycota; Glomeromycetes; Diversisporales; Gigasporaceae
Source: the annotation of a GenBank genome assembly
AUGUCUAGUAUUAAAAAACGAAAGAGUAAAUACUCUACUGAUUCCAAUUCGACACCAAAUUCUAAUGAGAAUUCUUGUCCUGAAAAUGCUAUUUAUAUUUCUAAUAAUGAAACUAGUAAUGAAACAUUAAGCGAUGAAAAUAUUAGUACAAGCUCUAAUAGCUCUACUGGCAACUUUCAAUCACAUUUAAAUGCUCAUAGAAUUACUAAGCUUACUCAAAUAAAUAGUAUAGCAGCUCAACCAACUAUUGAUGAGAUGUUUCAAAAUGCUGUUAAGCAAAAUCCUCGUCAAAAAGAAUCUAUUGAACAUGCCUUGGUUGAAUGGAUAGUUACAAAUUCUCAGCCCUUUUAUAUCUUGCAAAGUGAAAGCUUUGUUAAACUAAUUCAUACAUUAAAUCCUUAUUAUGAAUUACCUUCCAAUAAACAAAUUAAAGCACAUAUUCAUCAAAGUUACAAUAAUUCAAUUGAAUAUCUCAAAACCCUUCUUGUAACAGAACUCAAAACAUGCAGUUUGACAUGUAACCUGUGGACUGCUCAUUCUAAAAAUAGUUAUUUAGGAAUUACAUGCCAUUUUAUUAAUUCAAAUUAUGAGCUAAAAGAAAUUAUACUUGCAGUUAAAUAUGUCCCAUACUCUCAUGAUGCUAUAACUAUUAAAACUGAGUUAGAGAAUGUAAUCAAUGAUUGGAAUCUUUUCGAAAAAUCACAAGAAAUGCUAAAAGUUUCUAAAGAAAAAAUUAGUAGUGAUGAAAAAAUGUAUUAUCCAACUAUGAGUGAUGAUUCUGAUUCCAAAGCUCGUAAAGAUGCUAAGAAAUUAAAGUCUAUUAUGAUAACUAAAGACGAAUGGAUAGUUCUUGAAGAAUUGACUAUACUCUUAGCACCUUUUGCGAAAUUACUGAAUUUAACUAGUGCAAGUAUUGAAGAAAUUGACUUAAUGGAUGCAUCAGAUGUCUUUGAUAAUAUUGAAGAGGAUAUAGUCGACUUGGAUGAGAAAUUUGCAACAAUUACUAUUGCUAAUGAUAAUGUGAUUAAACUUAAUCAACCCCAAAAUACAGAUGGAUUG